This is a messenger RNA of Glarea lozoyensis ATCC 20868, 882 nucleotides long. RefSeq names its product NAD(P)-binding Rossmann-fold containing protein. The record is from RefSeq and is a predicted model, not a curated record. Bases 1 to 882 code for a protein of 293 amino acids. The transcript is spliced from 3 exons. Lineage: Eukaryota; Fungi; Ascomycota; Leotiomycetes; Helotiales; Helotiaceae.
AUGGCGGAUCUAAAAUCCCAAACUAUUUUCAGCGUUCUAGAUAGAACAGCUGUAAUUUCUGGCGGCGGCGGCGGACUUGGUCGGAUGGUUGCAAAGAGCUUACUUGUUAACGGUGCAUCGGUCACGAUCAUCGAUCAGUUCCAACAUCGUCUAGAUGUCGUUGAAGCUGAACUUUUGGAGCUGAAACAGAAGUCUAAACUCCCUGGGCAGAUCCGGAAAAUCCAAGGCGACCUCGGCCACGAAAUUGGUCUAAAGUCCGUCAUCUCCCAAAUCAAAGCAACACAUAAUGAGGUUGAUAUUCUUGUCACCGCAGCUGGUAUACGUAAAGUCAACAAAACUGCGUUCACUCCAGGUGAAAGUCUUUCAGAUCUCGUGAAAGCAACAAAUUCGCUUUCCUACGAAGAUCUCGACGCGUCCUUCCGUAUUAACUUAUAUGCCCAAUACUUUCUCACCGCGGGCUUAUUAGACUUGCUCGGUGCGGCAGCAGCUAAAGGGGACGGUCGCGGCUCAGUCAUCAUGUUUAGCAGCGUAGCUGCAAAACAUAAUGGUCAAUUCGUGCCUGCAUAUCAGCUUUCCAAGGCUGCUGUAGACCACCUGGUUAGAAUCAUGGCAGCAGAAUUUGCUGAUCACUAUAUUCGUGUCAAUGCCAUUUCACCGGGACUCUUUCCCAGUAACAUGAAUCCUAUGGACCCUGCGCACCCGGAUUCUAACAUGAAAUUUGCCAAUGAUAUGCCUGCUAGGCGACCUGGAACUGAAGAAGAGAUGGCUGCUACGGCACUAUAUCUCGCGUCAAAAGCGGGUGCUUAUAUGACUGGUGCGAAUAUGGUGGUAGAUGGUGGAAGAAUGUUGGUCGCGGCGGGCAAGAUUUCGAGUAAAUUAUAA